CCACAUUGUUUGCUAUUCUGAUCAUUGUGCAUUAUUUGCUUCAGUUUGUGCAAUAUAUUCAUGCGUUUUUUUUUUUUAUAUUAUAUAUAUAUAUAUAUAUAUAUAUAUAUAUAUAUGAUUCAAAACUCAAAGGAAACACUUCUCCAUUUUAAGCAUAUCGUUGUUGUGUAAAUGUACUCUACAGAUAGAGGAAGUAAAUGACAAGCAGACUGAACACAAACCUGCUAUUGUAAUGAUGGGUCAACAGUGUGUGGAUCCAUUUGCAGCUUUAUUAAACACAGCAGUAGUACAGACAAGGGCAGAGCAGUACCGUAAACAGGGACAGGCAAGGAUCGAGGCGGGCAGCAGAGAAUCAGAGUCAGGUCACAGGCAAGGAUCGAGACAGGCGGCAAACAAACACAGUCCAGGGUACAGGCAAGGUUCAGGGCAGGCGACAAGGGUUCACGAGAGAUCAACAGUCCGGGUAACAACAAGAUAACAGCCCACAGAAUAACACUCAGAAAUGAUCACCGUAGCAAACCAAGACUUCGCGAAAAUGUGGUGCGUAUGCGUGUCUUAAAUAGUGUGCGUGGGAUGCAGUUCAGGUGUGUGUGCAAUCAGUCCCAGGAAUGAGGGCCUAUGGGAAAUGGAGUCCGAAUGGUGGAGAAUCAGUAUUCCGGUGAUGGCUCCCUCCGGCGGUCCGGAGGAUGAACCGUGGGAGCCAUAUUCAUGACAGCUAUGCUCCAUCUGAAAAUUUAUUGUAACUAAAACCAAAUUAUAUCACACUUGGUCAUACAAAAUAUCUGUUGAGUUUGAAUGGAAAUUUUUAUCUGUAUCUUUCCUUUGUUAGACUGCAGUUCCUAAAAAAAAAAAAAAACAUGAAGAGAAGAAGAACAAUGGCAAAUUCUUCCUCAGCUGGGAGUAUAGAUGUUUCUCCAUCGAUAUCAUCCUCCAGUGCUCCGCUUACUAAGGAGUUUCGGUGCUCUAUAUGUCUGGACAUAUUCACUGAUCCAGUCAGCACUCCAUGUGGACACAACUUCUGCAAGACCUGUCUGAAUAAGUGCUGGGACAACAGCCAGACCUGCAACUGUCCAUAUUGUAAAGAAAAAUUCAAGCACAGACCUGAUCUCAAGAUUAAUACCACACUCAGAGAGCUUGUAGAUCACUAUAAAAAGAAAAGUCACGAGAAAAAGCCUGAAGUUUUGUGUGACGUUUGUGAUGAAAGAAAGCUGAAAGCCCUGAAGUCGUGUCUGGUUUGUCAGAGCUCUUACUGUGCAGCUCACCUGGACCCUCAUUUGAGAGUGGCAGGUUUAAACAAACACAAAGUGAUGGAUCCUGUGAGUAAUCUGGAGGACUAUAUAUGUCAGAAACAUGAGAGACCUCUGGAGCUGUUCUGUAGAGAUGAUCAGAGGAUCGUGUGUCUGUUCUGUACUGACGGAGACCACAGGAACCACAACACUGUUUCUUUAGAAGAAACUUGGUUGAUGGUUCAAGACACGCAGCAGAUGAUCCAGGACAGAGUCAAGAAAAUUGAAGAGAUCAAACACUCAGCAGAAGUCAGAAAAAGAAACACAGAGAAGGAGAAAGCAGCCCGUGUUGAGCUCUUCACUGAUCUCAAGCGCUCCAUUGAGAGAUGUCAGACUGAACUGCUGAAGAUGAUGGAGGAACAGCAGAAAGCAGCAAAGAAACAGGAGCAAGAGCUGAUUAAAGAGCUGGAGCAGGAGAUCACUGAGCUAAAGAUGAGAAACACUGAGCUGGAGCAGCUCUCACACACUGAAGGUCACCUCCACCUCCUACAGAUUUACUCAUCCCAGUGCAACCCUAGAAAAAACAGGAACUGGCCUGAGAUCAGUAUGAAGACUGAUGAGAGUCUGGAGACUCUGAGAGCUCUGACUCAACUGAAGGACACUUUACAGAAGAAGACUGUGCAAACUGAGCUGAAGAGGAUGCAGCAGUAUGCAGUGGAUGUGACUCUGGAUCCUGAUACAGCUAAUCCUUACCUCAUCCUGUCUGAUGAUGGAAAACAAGUGAGACAUGGAGACAUUAGACAGAAUCUCCCAGACAAUAAAGAGAGAUUUGAAAUGUAUGGAAAUGUCCUGGGAAAGGAGGGAUUCUCCUCUGGGAAAUUUUAUUUUGAGGUGAAGGGAAAGACUGACUGGUUAUUAGGAGUGGCCAGAGAAUCCAUUAACAGGAAGGGAUUGAUCCCACUGAGUCCCAGUAAUGGACACUGGUUGAUUCAGUGUUAUGGCAAUGUAUAUAGUGCCAAUGCUGAUCCUCCUGUCUCUCUGCAUCUGAAAGUGAAGCCGCAGCGGGUUGGUGUGUUUGUGGAUUAUGAGGAGGGUCUGGUCUCCUUUAAUGAUGUGGAGUCCAGCUCUCAUAUCUAUUCUUUCACUGCUCAGUCUUUCUUUGGCAAACUCUAUCCAUUUUUUGGCCCAAGUCCAUUUAAUGGAGUUAAAAACUCAACUCCACUGAUCAUCACUCCUGUCAAUUACAAUAAAUGAAUUUAUACCCCAAAUAGGAAAUACUUAAUGAAAAUAAUGAUACUUGUAAUUAAUGUUUAAAACAUCAAAAAUGAUAAACUGCUAAACUUUUUAUCCGUAAAACAACUCCGAUGGACUGUAAUAAAGUGUGCGCGCUCUCCAUGAACAGUAUCGCCCCGGAGAGGAUCACGUACAGUUUUAACUGAUCCAUCCUUCAGUAAUAACUUCAACCACGGUGUCCUCAGUGACUCAGAUGGCUAUAUGAGGCUCCAUAUAGUCUAUGGAGCCUUGUAUGUUCGCUGGUACAUCCAACAAAAGAACAUUUGUAAUGUUUUUUUGCCACAGGCAUUGUAUAUCUCUAGCUGAUACAGCGAGUACACAGUUUAAACUUUUUUUGUUUCAAGUUUAAAGUUGUGUUUACUGAUACAUGCAUCAAAAAAAAAAAAAAAGCUGCUAUCUUCUGUGUGUACAUUAAUAAUUAAUAAAUACGUGAUUCACGUGUGUUCACUUUA
Molecule: messenger RNA, 2971 nt
Organism: Ctenopharyngodon idella (grass carp)
Lineage: Eukaryota; Metazoa; Chordata; Actinopteri; Cypriniformes; Xenocyprididae
Product: E3 ubiquitin-protein ligase TRIM39-like
Exons: 7
Coding region: 858-2480 (540 amino acids)
Biological process (GO): protein ubiquitination
Molecular function (GO): zinc ion binding; protein binding; ubiquitin-protein transferase activity
Source: RefSeq, a predicted model, not a curated record